ACUGAUGGUGUGAAAUCUUCACGCUGAUGCCCUGCAGGAUAGGAGGAACCCCUCAGUAACUAGAUUGUGUUGGGUUGGGUGUGGACUGUACCCGUUCUCAAGUGAUUAAAAUAAUUAACCUAUCAGAAGACCAGCUGGGGAAAAAAGUACUAUCAGUUGAUCAGCUGAUGAGCUGGAGAAUUCAGUCGUUCAGGAAGCAUCUCAUGGAUGCCACAGCUGAUGGAAGAAGAGAGGAACAAAGUAGAGGCAUCAAAUUCUUUUGUGGUGUGCUUAGCUCUUGUUGGCUCCGCUCAGCCACCUGAGAACUGGCCAGGCCUUUGGUUUUACUUGUUUUUGUAUUGUGCUGCAGUAGUACAAUUGUGAGAUGAAGGGAGGAAUUUUGUUGGUUGCCUUGCUGUGUGAUUUCACAAGGCAACAGCUGAAGAAUUCAGGUAUUUCUUGAUGCCAGAGAGUGAAGACUGAAUUUUCAGAUGUUAAAGUCAGUUUAAGUAUUGUCUUUGCCUCUUCCUGUUUGCUUUCUCUGAACAACUGCACCUGAAGGAAUUUGAGGAUUUUUGGAUGGAGUGUGGUUUAGGAGCAAGAUAUCAGGAUGCCUGACCUAGAAGACCCUGUGGAAGAUUUAAAGAAGAUCAGCGAGAAAAUGAAAGAACUUAGUGAAUCACUGUCCAACAACUGGAUCUCUGACUCAGAGAUUUUUCAGGAUCCUGAUGAUUUCUUCGUUUCUCCUAGCCCCAGUUUUGGAACUCUUAUUGCCAUCGGAGUUACUGUUUUUGCAGUGAUUGUCAUUACUAUUAUUCUGUGCCUCACCUGUUCCUGUUGCUGUCUCUACAAAGCAUGUCGAAGACCACGGCCUGUGGUGACCACCACUGCCACCACGACGGUGGUUCACUCUGCGUACCCCCAGCAGCCAGCGGUGCCACCCAACUACCCAGCAGCUCCAUACCAAGGCUACCAGCCCGUGGCUGUCCAGCCCCAGCCGGGGAUGCCGGUGGCUCCGUACCCUGCUCAGUACCCUCCCCCUUACCCCAUGCAGCCAGCAGGACCCCCGGCCUACCAUGAAACUGUGGCAGCUGGUGCUGGAGCCCCUUACCCCACCCAGCCCCCUUACAACCCUGCUUACAUGGAUCCUCAGAAGCCCACCUAUUGAAAAGCUCUUCUACUGUGCUUCUGCAUACAAAACUCUUCAAGAUAUCAUUUGUUCUGUUUACACCAUGCACCUGUGCUAUAUUUUUCUGGAAGACAACAAUCUUUUGUCUAUGUAGAGAGAAAAUCAAUUCAGUACCUUCUUAUUUUUAAUACUCCAAGGAAGGAGUAUUUUUCUUGCAGGAGUUAAUUUAUACCUCAAGCAAAUACAAAAAGAGAUUUUGCUCUAGAUACGAAACGCCAAGAAGGAGCAUUUCAGAAAUAUAGAACCACAAUACUAUUUGCUGUGCAAUAAUUUUGAGAGGAAUGGUCUAAUAUGAGCAUUGCAAAUACCCAAAGCUGUAGCAAUCUUUUGCACAGUAUUAAAAUGUAAAAACUUAACACCUAAGAAACUACCUGAUACAUGUUAUGUAAGUUCUGCCUGUUUUGAAGCUACUAUUGUUAGGUAAGCUACCAUUUAAUACAUUUGAUUUACCAUUCAAAAGGGAAGGUUUGCUAUGUAUUUACCUUUGGUAAGGGGUAGUAAACCACAUUUAAUUGCAUUUGAGCUAAUUCUAAAUAGCACAAGUUGGUUAUUUCCUUGUUUUCUGUUCCAGUUUUAAGGUUUAUAAACUGUGCAUCCGUUGGGUGUUAUAGCUAGACAUUAACAGAAUCUCUGCCACUUAAUGGACCAAAUAGAUCAAAAGCUGAAACCCUGAAAAUUCUUCAUAAAAAUGAUUGGAUGAGUAUUUCUUGUUCAGGUAGUAUUGGACAAGCUUACUUCAGCCAUCUGUUCUUGGUGAGUUUGGAAUUAGGAUCAGCCCCUUAAUCACACGUUAAGCAGAGGUACCUUGGCAGUAUUCAGUCCUGCCUCAUCACAGAAAAGGAAUUUGUUUUACAGGAGAGAUGGGAUGUUAGCAGAAGAUUGGGGUUUUCAAAUGCUCAGGGUUUUUCCACUGUCUCUAGUGGGAACUGUAGGUGGCAGGAACCUAAGAAUUACAGACCUUUAUAAAUCCAGUCUGCAUUGGAGUAACAAUAUGCUGGGUGAAGAGUCACAGUGGGCAUUAAACCUCCUUUUGUCUUCAACAUUCCUAUGAAGCUGAGCAGAGAAGGAGAAGUCAGGGAAAGGAAGGAUUUGGUCACAGCCAGCUAAUGUAUUUUUAAGAAAGUAAUGCUUUCAGUCAUGAAACAUCUUGAGGCAUCCUCAUGACUGUUAACACUGCUGGGGCUUUAGGCUUUGUGAAUCUUUUAUUGCUCUAACAAAUAAGGUGGAGGGAUGUUUCACUGUCUUCAACAAUUCAGUUUUCUGACAUUGAAAUGCAAUUUGUUGUUAAUCCUCAUAGAACGAUGUUCUUUGCAUGUAUCACUGUGACAUAAUCAGUGAAAUAAUUUUAACAUACCUUUUACACUGAUUUUACUUUUUUAGAGAGGCCAUUGAGCCUUUUGUCCUGUGAUUCUACAUUUGGGGUAUAUUAUUGUUUGGUGGUAUUGUUUUACCUCACGGAGCGGGUGGAAAUUGCUGCUGUCAAAGGCAGCCUUGUUCCUCUUCCUGAUUUUUUGAGUCUAUUUCUGGAUUAUUCCAGUUAUUUUUUUAAGGAAGUUUUCAGGGCAUUUCAGAAGAAACCUCUUCAAAGUUUUUACAUUGGGGUUCCUCACAACCUGUGCCCCUCUGUUAGCACCUCUCUGAGUGUUGAAGUUAAUAGCAUGAAAUGGUGCCGAGAGGCACUUAGAGAGCAGGUAUCCACAUAUCCUGUGUCUGUGUAUUCUCUUUCCUGCCUUGUCAGCUGAGAAAUUGGGCAAAACCGUCAUUACACUGUCAGGUGUUACAUGGGAACAACCAAAAAAGGAUGGUGUCUCCUGUAUGGUGGAGGAAGUGUUGCCUUAGAAAUCUGGAGUGUUUCUGUGGGAGGGCACUGAGUAACUGGGGAAAUAAAUCCCUUGCUACACAUCCUGCCCUUGGUGUUUAUUCCUGGAGAAGGAGGGUAGAGAUUGUUCCAGCAGCUUUGUUAGGCUGGGUGGAGCCAGGCUGGGGAGAGCACAGGUACAGCAUCCAGUGUGCGGCUUCCUGAGGUUUUUACUGUGCCCUGCUCUUCCUGUCCCCCAGCUGGUGUGACAAAGGGAGCAGCUCAUGGCAGUCACAGUGUCAUGUUUGGGUUGUGAGAGGGAAAUCUGCGAUUUCAUGGCAGGGUGGCUCAGUCAAUGUCCCUGAGGAGGUGGGAGGAAAGUCAUGCGGCGGCAGUAGCAGAUUCCCAAAUACAAUUCCCAAAUUGUAGGUUUUGGGGUGGAAAUUGUACAGACCAAACAGAUGAUCCUGAAUUGCCACUGCUCUGUGUGUGGUGGUGGGAGAUGAGGGGUGGUUAGGGUCAAGGAGCCUGAAAAUGGACACAAAGGAAAGCUUUGGUGGACAUGUGCAAAUGAGAGCUAUAUAGAACUGAAGAGAAUCAAUUAUUAAUGAACUGUCUUAGCAGUUCAUUACUGAUUCCAUUGCAAAACCUAUUGAAAGAAGAUAAAAUGGUCCAAUUCACAAUUAAUGAUUGUGAUUAAUUUCUUAUUGUUCAUUAAUCAUCAUUAACAAUGAGGUAUAGGACCAAAUUUUUAUUUGGUUCUUGCCCUGCAGCCUUGUUGAAGCUUGUUUUCAAAUACUGGAGAGAAUGGGAUGGUUACAGAAAAGAUGGAGAUGAUCCAAAAGUUUUCAGUACAGGCACUGCUGAUGUGUCAGUCCCAGUAGCUGUUGCCUUCAUGUCACACUUGUUCUCCACAGUGCUGUAGGGAGGGAGCUAAGACUUUAAAUGUUGAUUAUAUCUUUUUUUUUUUUUCAAAUUCUGUAAGUGCCUUUGUUUCAGAAAUGUUUUGUGAAAUUAAAGACAGUAGAAUAUUGAAUUUACUAGAUAGUCAUUGUUGCUUUUGUUACAUACUGUAACCUCGCUUUGUAUGUUGUUUGUAGGUUCAACAUUAAGUAUUCAAACCAAAUGGCAUAAACUCUAUGCACCUUUGUAAUAAAUGCAGUGUUUGAAGUA
Messenger RNA from Hirundo rustica (Barn swallow), 4139 nucleotides. RefSeq names its product shisa family member 5 (gene SHISA5). The record is from RefSeq and is a predicted model, not a curated record. Lineage: Eukaryota; Metazoa; Chordata; Aves; Passeriformes; Hirundinidae. The transcript has 7 exons. The coding region runs from base 590 to 1147 and encodes 185 amino acids. Gene Ontology annotation, cellular component: endoplasmic reticulum. Gene Ontology annotation, biological process: positive regulation of canonical NF-kappaB signal transduction.